AUGAUGAGUCAUCCACAUCUUCUGGUCGAAUUGAAGGCGAGUGAACCAGAUAAAAUUCUGGGAAUAUCAGCGAGUCUCGCCUCGCCCACUAUCCUUGGAGUAUUAGCGGACACUGAAAUCUUCGGUCGACACUCCGCAACCGCUGAAAUGGAGGACCAAGGACGGUUACCCCGCAUGCCUAGCGACUCGCUGCAACAGGCACACUUUGAGGGGGAACGUGGGGCACAUGCAUCGCCAGGCGAUUUGUGUCCGGCUGGAGUCGAUGAGGAUAUAUUUUUCGAUUGGGAGGCGUUUUACGGUAAUCAGGCGAUUAAUGCGGGGUUUGCUCAAGAUCGAACAUCUUGGUCAACACUCGACUCUCUGAAUUCUACUGAGCCGUCACCGACACCGUUUCUCGGAGGCGAGGAAGUCUUCAGAGAACCACCUAUAUUCAGUCAACAUGACGCAGUCUUUUCGCAGAACCAGAUGGGGAAUGCGCCUAUACUGCCGUCGAACUUCAAUAAUGUUGCCGAGUGGCUAGACGGGGCGUAUCGGCCGCUAAAGCCGUGCGAUCACUGUCGCAGACAUCGAUUGCAGUGUCUUAUCUUGCGACGGACGCCUGAUAACCCGAACCCAGUACCUUCUUGUUCGAGUUGUGUUGGAUUGUUCCGGCCAUGUAGUUUUGGUCGCGGAGAGAAACGCAAGGCGUCGAGGUUUGAGACGCUUACUCCGGUGAUGGGGCAUCUUCAUGGUCUGCCCGAGGAGGCGGAGGGAAAUGCAUGUCUCAACUCGGAACUGAACACAGGAAGUUUGCAGUUACCCGAGUCUAAGGAGACGAAGCAGUUUGUGAGGAAAGGUGCUCGGGUAUUACGCGACUGGUUCUACCGACACGAAGACUGUCCUUACCCAUCCGAGGAAGAGAAAGCUCGUCUAGCAGAAGAGACGGGUUUCUCAAGACAGCGGAUCUCAACUUGGUUUGCCAAUGCCCGUCGCCGGUAUAAGCAACAACGGCAGGUCGGAUCAUCUGCUCGCGUGUUUCGUGCCGGUUCGCCUAUGCCAACGAGCGAUACAGCCUUGAUGACUCCUAUGGAGCGUUGGCAAGCGUCACCGCCGGAUGAGGAGCCGGUAUCCGAGGCAGCGAUUCAAGAUGCUAUCGCUUCCACAUCGGCGUGCCCGGAGGGUUCACCUCAUCCGAGCCAGUUUGAUUUUGGGGUCUCUUCUGAGGGGUCGUCACUGGCAUCGUCCCGGUCAAGCUUUGGUGUACUAUCCGACACGUCUGAUAGCAGUUCUUCAGCGUGGAGUUAUAAGUCCGGAGAUGGGCCUAUCCGCUCCAGACCAUAUUCUAGACGACCGUCAACGGGUCGACGAGGGCGGAAGCGCAUCUCGGAAGAUGGGCGAUAUCAGUGCACAUUUUGCCUGCAAUCAUUCAAGAAGAAACAUGACUGGUCUAGACAUGAGAAGAGCGUUCAUCUCCCGCUGGAAGUUUGGGUUUGCACACCGAAUCUCGGCGAACUCCAAUCUACACAGGCGCCUUUUGUGGAAUGCAGAUUUUGCGAUCAUCAGGUUCCGACUCCAGAGCACUGGGACACCCAUGACUUCCAAGACUGUGCGACAAAGCCUCUAACAGAACGAUCUUUCAGCCGCAAAGACUAUCUGUGGCAGCACCUUCGAAAAUUCCAUGGAUGUACCCGGUAUCCUGUCCCUGAUCUCGACGCCUGGCGCGCAUCUCAGAGCGAAAUUCAGAGUCGUUGCGGCUUCUGCGCAUCCCUUCUCCCGACCUGGACGGCGCGUGCAGACCACCUGGCGGGUCAUUUCAAAGAAGGCUGGGGCAUGGCACAAUGGGUAGGUGACUGGGGAUUCGAUUCGACUGUGCUAGCAAGGCUGCGAAAUGCUGUUCUCCCGAACCAGCGCGACUUGUUAGAGAUGGCGUCAACAUGA
Messenger RNA from Aspergillus calidoustus, 1917 nucleotides. NCBI's taxonomy places the organism in Eukaryota, Fungi, Ascomycota, Eurotiomycetes, Eurotiales, Aspergillaceae. The record is from the annotation of a GenBank genome assembly.